This is a messenger RNA of Owenia fusiformis, 394 nucleotides long. The record is from the annotation of a GenBank genome assembly. Lineage: Eukaryota; Metazoa; Annelida; Polychaeta; Sabellida; Oweniidae.
CAGCAUCGAAAGGCACACCUGGCACAGGUGACUGUUAUUUUGGAGGCAAUUACUUUUUCAUAAGACAAGGUUGGGGAUUAACUUCAAAUUGUAAUAUUCAGAUGUCAACUUGUCAAACGUCUUACUUCACUAGAAGAACCUGGGUUGCAUAUAGAAAUACUGAUGACAUAUGUUCUGUUAGGUCAUUGGUGGUUAACGAUGUGUAUUCCUGUAUGAAACGUGUAUGUGAUACCAAAGCGAAUGUUUUAGAUUUCUUCACUGACACUGGACUAUGUAAAAUUAUGCACUGCAGAUGGAAUUUCAAGACUUGGGAAAAUAAUUUUAACUUCUCAAAUCAGUUGAGAUUAUCGGAUAAAGUGACUACGUAUACAUGGCAUAUAAUAGUACCAGAGAA